Messenger RNA from Cladophialophora bantiana CBS 173.52, 3735 nucleotides. RefSeq lists its product as uncharacterized. Lineage: Eukaryota; Fungi; Ascomycota; Eurotiomycetes; Chaetothyriales; Herpotrichiellaceae. Gene Ontology annotation, biological process: regulation of transcription by RNA polymerase II. Gene Ontology annotation, cellular component: Rpd3S complex. The record is from RefSeq and is a predicted model, not a curated record. The transcript is spliced from 3 exons. The coding region runs from base 1 to 3735 and encodes 1244 amino acids.
AUGGCUACCAGAUCGUUGCGGCAGAGGUCGAGCCGCUAUUCGAGUCCAGCCACUUUCGGUGAGAAAGAGGCUGCUCCAAAGCCCGCCGAGGAGAUCUCGACAAGGAACGGUCAACAGACGAGUCUGGACAAAUGGAUUGAGCCCGCUGUGCGACCUGCGGUCCCGAGUUUUGAAGAUACAAGAGGUCUCGAGAGGGUUGGCGUGCUCGAGAACAUGCAGCCCCUGGGAACGGCGCCUUCUCAACGACUGCUCCAAAAGCUCAAAUUGAAUUAUGUGCGCCCCUCGCCACGACCAGCCGCGGCACAGGUGGACGAGGUUGUCACUCCUGUGGCAGAACCUGACAAGGUGGACUCGGCGUCACCUUUAGAGGACGAGGCAGUGAUAGUGGCAGCAGCUGAGGCCGAGCGGCCUGAAAUAUUGUCCGACAUCCCACUCCAUCCUCAACGGCCAUCUGACACCAUUGUCAUUUCCAGUCCCCCGCGUGGUCGGCCUCCUAGAAGGGAUGUUGCAGAGAUGCCCCAAGCAGCGACCGUUUCGCCGUCCCCCAUGACAUUAUCAUUUACCCCUACCAACCAUGUUUCGCCCAAACCACUAUCAAUUCAGCAGCAACUACGACAAGACCGACUUCGCACCCAUGUCAAUCGAGCUGUUCAGGAAGCGCACCAGAAGAACACGCCAGACCUGGCACAUGGGCUUCAGAAAAUCCGUGACGAUGCUCAGCUGAAUCCGGAAUUGUGGAAUGUGUUGGAGGCUUUGAUCAACAAGUCUCCUAGCUCUGAGCAGUUUAGAGUUUUCAAGCGCUACAUCAAAUCAGGCGUCAAGCAGCAUAGACGAGAGAGUCAAAUGUCUGCGAGUCCUUAUCAACCGUCGCCUCAAAUAUUCAACGACCUCACUUCCCCUGAUUACCGAGUACGCUCACCGAAGCCCGGCCACUCACACGCCAACACGCCCUUGCAUUCCGCAGAACGCCCUCCCAGAAUCAAUCUCUACUUCAACCUCCCGCGCGCAGCAGCUACUUUUGGCUCCGAAGAAGCGCCAGUCUCGCCGUCCACGAUUUCCCGGUCUGUUGGGAUCGUUGAGCCAAGUGGAAAAUCCAUCCACCACGCCGCCAAUUCGUCGCCUUAUAAGCGGAAAAGAUCAGGGAGCGUGUCGACUCUAUCAUCGCUUUCGUCAGCUCCAUCAAUCCCAGAUGAAGUUCCACCUCCCUGGGAGCCACAAGGAGAGGAGCCGGCUGGAGGCGACCGAUCCAGAUCAGCUGGACAACGCCAAGCCGCAAGCCAGGUGGCAGCUGGCAACAGACUCCGUUCAGCAGCCGGUGCCGCGACUCAACCUUCUCAUUCUGCUCCCAAACAGUCCUAUCCAGAGGUCGCGACUUCCUCCAAGACCAACUCCAACAAGAAGUUCAAGAAGUCGCGAGAAGAAACCGAGUUUGACAUUGAUGAACUGUCUAGGCGGAAACGGGUUUAUCUGGAUGACAGCUUUCAUGAUUACAACACUAUUCCUCGGCCUGAGAGCAACGAACGAGAUCCGGCCCACGGACAUCCAGUCCGAGCUGCAUCGCUCGACAAUCCCCCUGCCCCCGUCAUUCAUCCAAACAGUUUGGUAGUGCCCAGCGUCGCAUUGACGUCUCCAGUGAGCGCUCAGGCGCCGCCUGACAGUAUCUUGGCCAACGGAGCCGGUCGCAAGAGAAGAUAUGAUGAGGUGGACACAGACGACCUCGAGGAUAUCACCACCGAGUCGUCCUCUCCUGGCCCGCUGAUUGUACCACCACCGCCGGGUGUGGCAAACGCUCAGACACGGAGUGCGACCCCAAGAGCGACCAGACUUCAACCAGCACAGAAAACGCGCAAAUCUGCGCGGGUCAUGGUAUCGCCCAACAAGCCCAAGAAUGGCGGAAUCACGGCAGGAAUUGCACGUGCGGGGCCAGGGCGUGAUGCUGGGCUCGGCAAUUUGAAUGGAGCAGAAUCAAGCGCAGAGGACAACGACGAGUUUUGCGCAUCUUGUGGUGGCGAAGGGAAGCUUCUUUGUUGUGAUGGCUGUACAAAUUCCUUCCACCAUGCGUGCUUGGAGCCUCCCUUGAAUCCGGAUGAAGAGGUCGAAGGCGAAUGGUUCUGCCCGCGAUGCGUUGCUCGGCGGACGAAGCAGGUCCCCCAGCCAUCUGGUCUCUUGGGUAUGGUUAUUCGUCGCGUUGACGACAUCAUUCCGAAAGCCUAUUCACUUCCUCUGGACAUUCGCGAUUAUUUUGAAGGAGUUCGAACGGGAGACGAAGGCGAGUACGAAGAGGUCAGCCUCCCCCGCACCCAAAACAACACAGCUAGGAUGAACCGAGCUGGUUUCAUCGAAGAGCCCAACUACAAGGAGAUCCGCGACGGCAAAGGCCACAUCAUCAGAUGCUAUCGCUGCAACAUGACCGCCAAUGGCCGCGAUAUCAUCCCUUGUGACUUCUGUCCGGCGAAAUGGCACUUGGAUUGUAUAGACCCGCCUCUUGCCGUGCCGCCGCGGCGCCGCGCGGGUGACAAACCUGGUGCAUCGUGGCGUUGUCCUCUCCACGUUGAACACGACUUGGUGGCUGUUGGUCGGCAGAGCGAGAAAGCCCCGGGCGAGCUCGGUCGCGUCCCGCGAUUACGCAAGCCAAAGAACGCCGUGCCACUCGACGUCAGCGUGACUCGAGGCUUUAGAAACAAUGGAAUCAUCGAGGUCGACCUAAUGAAGGACCAGCCCGAAUUCGACAAGACCAAGGAAGUCCAAAUGCAUGGCAAGAUUUACCGAAUCCCGGAGAUGGGUAUUAGAUUGGAUUUCAUCGAUCGAGUGAAGAAGAGCUGGUAUGAAGAUCAAUCCUUCCCCAGGCUAAUGGAUGCUCCCAAGAGGAUACGAAAUCGAAAAUAUCGCCCUGAUGGAGCUGUUCUUCAUCAUCCGCCCACACAGACGAUUGUCAAGAUUCGAGAACCCGACUUCUUCACGGGUGCGAAUGCUCUGGCCAUCACAGAGACGGCCAAAGCAAAUGUCGCGUUGCGGAGACGAUCAAUCCGAGAACAGCAAACUGUGUUGAAUCUUGCUCAAAUGUCCCAAAAGGGGAUUGACGGCUACUCUGGGGAUGCGUUGGCAGAGUUGACAAAUCAACUGAUCAGCGAAGCUCCCUCUGAAGUGGUAGAUGCCGUCGAAAGGACUGAGCUGGAUCAACUCCUCGAAUUGCAAGAGCUUAUCAACAGGAGGCUUGCUUUUUUGGGACACGCUACAAAUACCUCACGCUCGACAUCCAUGGAUGCUGGGACGUCCGACGGCAACUUCACUAGCGAUGAGAUUCCCCCCUCCCAAGAUCCCAAUAUUGAUCCGGCUCUACAUUGGCUGCCGUUGAAUAGGCGGCCAAUAUCAUCAUCACCAGGGGUCACCAUUAAGGAUCUACCUAUCGAUCCCGCAUUGCACACGGCGUCCGUCGCUAAUGUUUCGAAUCCCAAGAUAGUGAAUGGCGAUACUGUCGAAGUUCACGCAGUAGAAUCAGAAGAAGAAGAGGAGAUGGAGGAAGCAGGAGAAGACAACAACGACGAAGAAGGCGACUCGCCUCCAGUUAACGAAGCCGCGGCCCGUAGGCGAGCUAAGGAGGAAGAAGACGCCCGAUGGCUCGCCGCAUUCUUUCCGCUGAGGAGUGAGCGUCCCGCACGGUAUUCACCUGUCAAUACGGCAGCUCAAGGGUAUGGAAAUGGGAACAGUCUCGACAGGAUGGAGACGAGCCCUUGA